Molecule: messenger RNA, 1424 nt
Organism: Alnus glutinosa
Lineage: Eukaryota; Viridiplantae; Streptophyta; Magnoliopsida; Fagales; Betulaceae
Exons: 15
Coding region: 197-1273 (358 amino acids)
Source: RefSeq, a predicted model, not a curated record
CACAUUGUCACGCACCUGAUGGCGUGUUUUUUAUUCUCUCAAAUUUGAAGCGACACUCACCCAAUGUGUUUCAACCUCUCACGGUUCCCCCCUCUAUAAAACCCACCGUCUCACUAAACCGCUUCUUGUUCCCGCCGGUUUUCCCUCUCCGUCACCGUCCAAUCGCCGCUGUUCCCUCCCGACCACGUCUCGGAAAAUGACGUGCUCGGCCCAAACGGCCUUCCCUACUCUCAGAACUGUCACCAUAUCGUACUCAGAGCUCAAGGACAAGAGCGCUGACUUGUCGAUGAAGAUCGAAGAAGGGUUCGGAGCCAAUGGGCUGGGAAUUCUAUCCAUUACUGAUGUUCCAGGAUUUCCUUCAUUGCGUCGGAAUCUUUUACGUCUUUCACCUAGAUUGGCCGGUCUGCCUGAAGAGGUGAAGAAGGAACUUGAAGAUCCUCAGAGUAGGUACAACUUUGGAUGGAGUCAUGGGAAAGAGAAGCUUGAAUCUGGGAAGCCUGAUUUGUUGAAAGGCUCUUUUUAUGCAAAUCCGUUAUUAGAUAAGCCUACCACGGAUGCAUCCAUGAUCCAACGGUAUCCAUCAUACUGUGGGUCAAAUAUAUGGCCUGAUAGUGCAUUGCCAGAACUUGAAGUGGCUUUCAAGGCUCUUGGAAAGCUGAUCUUUGAUGUCGGAUUGAUGGUGGCAUAUCACUGCGACCAAUAUGUAUCCAAAGGGCUGCAUAUGCUUGAGCAUCAAGGCAUUGAACAGAUACUUCUUCGUUCUCGGUGUCAUAAAGGGCGUCUGCUUUAUUAUUUUCCAGCACAACAGAGUAAUUGUACCCAAGAUGGAAACUCCACUUCAUCCUGGUGUGGGUGGCAUACAGACCAUGGUUCACUGACAGGUUUGACCUGUGGCAUGUUUAUCAGAGAUGCUGUAGAAAUGCCUUGCCCUGAUAGUGCUGCCGGCCUCUAUAUUAGGACACGAGCUGAUCAAGUUGUCAAAGUUGUCUUUGGAGAAGAUGAAAUAGCAUACCAAAUUGGUGAAACUACUGAAAUACUGUCAAGAAGUUAUCUUUGUGCAACACCUCAUUGUGUUCAGGCACCUAAAGGAGAGGAGGCUUCUGGUCUUGAACGUUCAACAUUUGCGUUCUUCAUGCAGCCAGACUGGGAUGAAAGCCUAAAUUUUCCCGAGGAGGUACAUAUUCAUAAAGAGCUGAUAUCAUCAAGUGGUGCUCUAACUUUUGGAGAGUAUACUGAGAAGCUCCUGGAUAAAUAUUACCACCUGAAAACGUAAGGGCUUGUAUAUUUUGCCUAAACAUUGUUGAUUCAUAAAUAAAUGUUCUCUCUUAUAAGGGAGAACUAUAAAACAAUUCAUCAUGUACGGAAUUAACUUAUUUAUUUGUAAAAAGUUCAUUUCCCUCUGCAGAAGCUCUGUAGUGGUUUUA